Messenger RNA from Aspergillus terreus NIH2624, 1068 nucleotides. RefSeq lists its product as uncharacterized. NCBI's taxonomy places the organism in Eukaryota, Fungi, Ascomycota, Eurotiomycetes, Eurotiales, Aspergillaceae. The coding region runs from base 1 to 1068 and encodes 355 amino acids. The transcript has a single exon. The record is from RefSeq and is a predicted model, not a curated record.
AUGAUUAAAUUCGCUAUACUCACCGGAGCAAUUGCCCUCGGCGCUGCUGUCUCCGCUCAGUGUGGCUCUGGUACACCGGAUGCCACAGUCAACGGCGAAGACGGUUCGUACACUGCCGCUGUUGGAUCUGAAGAAGUGUACUCGGGCGAUGACUACUAUACUGCUAUCCAGACUGCACUGGAUGCCAUCAGCUCGGGGCAGCGUCUAUCGGUCAUUGCAUCGGGAUCCAUCGGCACCAACGUCAUAAGCAUCAGUAGCGGCAAGACGUUCGAAGGAUGCGGAACCAUCGACGUGGGCUUCAACGAGGGCGGACGCGGCGCGAUCGAGUCGCUCGACACGGACGGGGUAUCAAUCCCGUACCUCAGCAUGACCGGCAACCCGUACUUCGGCAUGCGCUUCUACGGCGUCACAGGCCUCUCGCUCGGUACCAUCACGAUGAACCUGAGCGGAGGACUGGGAAUCCGCUUCGAACGCGAUGAAGCCGCCAACGCUGACGUGAGCAUGGACAGUAUCACAGUCACCGGAGCCGGCAGCCAUGCCGUCGAGACCUGGAACAUUGACGGCCUUACCAUUAACGAGGUCAUUGCGCGCGACGUGGGCGAGUGCGGCCUGUUGCUGCAGACAACGACAAACGCCCAGGUUGGGCUUGUGGACGGCGACAACGUCGCUGCUGGAACUGGAUAUGCCACUUUCCGUAUGGCUAACACGAAUGGUCGACUCGCCGAUGGGAGCUACACUACGAAUGUGUUCGUGGACAAUGUCAUCUCUCGUGGUGGCGGUCGUGGUGUCUUCUGUGUCUCGGAGUCGGGCGGCGUUGAGAUUCGAAACGUGGAUCUCGCAGACAAUGGGAACAAUGCUAUUCUCAUUGAGAACUGCUAUGGUGUGUCGAUUCUUGGGGGUACCGUCGAGGGUGGUGGUGAGGUCCGUCUUGCGGCUCGCGACGAAUUUGAGAACAAUCGCGAUGUUUCGAUCACGCUGGAAGUCAAUGGAAACAGUGUGACGGAGAAUCCCUGCGGAGAAAAUAUCAGCUGGGAUAUUGCUGGUGAUGCCACUCUCAGUGUUUGUUAA